AACGUCGCAACAAGGAGCAGAAACCCUAAAAACACACCUCGUAUUCUUAGUAAUGGCCGAAAAAGUAUCCCUCAAGCAUGAAAUCGACUACAAUCCUAAACCUGAAGACGCAGGAAGAAUCAAAGUCUAUGUGACUAUCCUAGUGUCGGAAUAUCCUAUAAGAGAUUGUCGACCAGUACUCGCUUUCUCUUUGCCUGCCAAAGAAUUUCGGGCUAGCUACACGAGGUAUAAAUGGGAACAACUGAAUUGCUUAGAGGAUGAUGAACGUCUCGAUGUCUCUCAGGUUAAUUUAGCGAGGACGGAACUCAGUAGACUUGUCACUCACGUCAUGUUUUACUUGGUUAACUAUCUAGAUUGUGCUCUGUCAAUUUAUAUUACCUUUAAGCCUAUGCGUCCUCCUCCUGCUAUGAUUGUUGAAGAGUAUUUACCAUUGGAAGAGACGAUGAUAUCCGAAGACGAAGAGGAUAUGCGACUCCCAGUUGAUGAGAGCGUAAUGCACAUCCAAGAGCCUAACUGGAACAUCUUUCACGUAUAGAAAAGGAAACACAACAUCAUUUGUUUCUUUUCCUUUUUUGUUUUGUUUGGUGUUAUGUUUUCUUAUAAAUAUAAGGUUGAAGCUCGUUUGUGGACUUCAUCUGUUUGGAGGGAUUUGGGGUUUAUAGGGAAGAGACGUUUAGGAGUUAUGGUUUCGUGUUGUUUUCUACUAUCUUAAUAAAGGUUUUGAGUUUUG
Arabidopsis arenosa is the source of this 730-nucleotide messenger RNA. NCBI's taxonomy places the organism in Eukaryota, Viridiplantae, Streptophyta, Magnoliopsida, Brassicales, Brassicaceae. The record is from the annotation of a GenBank genome assembly.